This is a messenger RNA of Fundulus heteroclitus (mummichog), 7585 nucleotides long. Its product is annotated as glucocorticoid receptor. Gene Ontology annotation, molecular function: zinc ion binding; sequence-specific DNA binding; steroid binding. Gene Ontology annotation, biological process: nuclear receptor-mediated glucocorticoid signaling pathway; regulation of DNA-templated transcription. Gene Ontology annotation, cellular component: nucleus. The record is from RefSeq and is a predicted model, not a curated record. The transcript is spliced from 10 exons. Lineage: Eukaryota; Metazoa; Chordata; Actinopteri; Cyprinodontiformes; Fundulidae. Bases 529 to 2844 code for a protein of 771 amino acids.
GUCUGAGUUUGCAGCUGAGUGGGCCACAGCAGCGCGGCUCUCUUAUAUAACUUUAAUGAUACCACGGCUUUACCCCGGCGCAUACAUAGGGGCGAUCGGCGCACCGUAGAUAGUUUCGAUUCGUUAUGGAUUAAUCCUGGAGAUUGGGAGCGACGGACUUUUUAUUUCUCUUUUCUCCCACCACCACCACCACCACCACCCCCCUCUCCUACUUCUUCCCCCUGCUGCUGACGAGGCGCAUUAAAAGUUGUCGACGGAUCCAAGAGGCUGCGCACAGCGACGGCGUUGGGGCUUGAGUUAGAAAUAUCGCGGCGAAUGUUUUCCUGUCACUCGGACGGAGACGCCGCCGCACGCUCCUCUGGUAUUUCAACGCGAAACUGCAGCGCAAGAACAAGUGGGCUUUAUUCUACAGCUUGAUCCGCUGGACGUCGCGUUAUUUCCCGCAUGUUUAUUGCCGAACCAACUUGCUCUGACGGGAGAUGACCUAAUCGGUGGAGUUUAUUCACCCCCCUUUUACAGAAUGACGAGAUGGAUCAAGGUGGACCAAAGCACAACGGUAAUCAGAACGACAACCUUACAUUCGCGGGGAUAGGACCUGAAGUAGGCAGAGAUACAGUUGGCCCGUCCGAUUUACUGCUUCAAUCCGCGAUGCAUCUGCCCAGUCCCGGGUCUAUGAACCAGAGCACAGUGGCACCGAAUGGACAAGGGGGAACCAAAGACCAGGGGGAGCUUGGAGGCCUCUUUGAGUCAGAUAAGGAGGGUAAAAUGAGCAGAAUGCACAAACAAGACCAGGAUAUAUUCAUGUAUGGGGACAGCUUGCCGUUGUUGAACCAGAGUAUUUCUGAUCUCGACCCGACAUCUACCUCUGUCAUCAACACGUCGGAAGCCUCCAUCUUGGGCAACCUGCCUUUGCCAGACUUGUUCUCCCAGCAAAUUAAGCAGGAGGGGAUUUUCUCCCUAGAUAAGGAAUUAGGAAACUUUGGCGGACAAACGGGCGCCGGAGCUUGCAACUUGGAUAGCAGAAGCGCUUCACUAAUCGAUGACGCAGAUAUCUGGCAAGACCUGGACCUUCCGAACUCUCUGCCAGAAAUCAGUGCUUUUGAGUUGGAUUCAGAGGUGGCCCAUUUGGAUACCAUCCUGCAGGAGAGUGGCAGCGGUCCUGAAAAGUCCCUCUUGGGUAACGGGGCAAACUGCAUUGCUUUGAAUGGCACAGAGCAGCAGCAGCAGCAGCCUCCACCCCACCUGGUGCAGCACCAGCAGCAUCAGCUUCAGCAGCCUCCGGCGAUGCUUACCAACGUCGUCAUCAAGGAGGAGAAGGAUCCUGACUUCAUCCACAUCCGUACCCCUGGUGUGGUCAAACAGGAGAAGCAGGACGGUUCCAGUUACUGCCAGUCCCAGUGCCUGCAGAGUGGCAUGAGCCCGCUGCACGGAGUCGGAACAAUGCUGUCUCCCUUGGAUGUUGGUGCGGGAACUGGGUACCACUACAGAGCCAAUCCCGGCACCGCGGGCUUACAAGACCAGAAGCCCUUUAGCACAUACACAAACCUGCCAGGAGUUGGGGAGGGCUGGAUAGGCGGGAAGAGGUAUGGAGAGUCCUCUGGAAUUCAGGGCACCAGCGAUGGCCAUCCGUCUGCCGCAGCUUUGGGGAACUUUCCUGUCAGCUUUACAAGCUCAUCAGUCAGAACAGGAGAGAACAACAGCACUUCAGUGACGGGCCAGUCCAAGCCCGGCGGGCAAACCCAUAAGAUCUGUCUGGUGUGCUCUGAUGAGGCAUCAGGAUGCCAUUACGGGGUAGUAACCUGUGGCAGCUGCAAGGUGUUCUUCAAGAGGGCCGUUGAAGGAUGGAGAGCACGGCAAAACACAGAUGGUCAGCACAACUACCUGUGCGCAGGAAGAAACGACUGCAUCAUUGAUAAGAUCCGCCGGAAGAACUGUCCAGCGUGCCGCUUCAGGAAAUGUCUCCAGGCCGGAAUGAAUCUGGAAGCGAGGAAAAACAAGAAGCUUAUCAAGAUGAAAGUGCAGCAGCCGUCCAGGCCCUCGGAACCUGCCAGCAACCUGCCCGUGCCCAUCAUACCGAGGAGCAUGCCCCAGCUGGUGCCCACCAUGCUGUCCGUCCUGAAGGCCAUCGAGCCUGAGAUCAUCUACUCGGGCUACGACAGCACGCUGCCGGACACCUCGUCUCGUCUCAUGAGCACCCUCAACAGACUGGGAGGCCAGCAGGUCAUCUCUGCCGUCAAAUGGGCCAAGUCUCUGCCAGGCUUCCGUAACCUGCACCUUGAUGACCAGAUGACGCUGCUGCAGUGCUCCUGGCUCUUCCUCAUGUCCUUCAGCCUCGGCUGGAGGUCCUAUGAGCAGUGUAACGGCAGAAUGCUCUGCUUCGCCCCAGAUCUCGUCAUAAAUGAAGAGCGCAUGAAGCUGCCUUUAAUGGGCGACCAGUGCGAGCAGAUGCUGAAGAUCUGCAACGAGUUUGUCCGUCUGCAGGUGUCCUACGAUGAGUACCUCUGCAUGAAGGUCCUGUUACUGCUCAGUACAGUACCAAAAGAAGGCCUGAAGUGCCAGGCGGUUUUUGAUGAGAUCAGGAUGACUUACAUCAAGGAGCUGGGAAAAGCCAUUGUGAAGAGGGAGGAGAACACGAGUCAGAACUGGCAGCGAUUCUACCAGCUAACUAAGCUACUGGAUUCCAUGCAGGAGAUGGUGGAGGGUCUCCUGCAGAUCUGCUUCUACACCUUCGUGAAUAAGACCCUCAGUGUGGAGUUCCCAGAAAUGCUGACAGAGAUCAUCACCAACCAGAUACCAAAAUUCAAAGACGGGAGCGUCAAACCUCUGCUGUUCCAUCAGAAGUGACGGCCUUGAACUGUGAAUCAAUGCCUUAAAUCCCACCCUCCUUCGGGCCCUUCUGCACCAGUUCUGUAUUCUGCCUUCCCCUAUUAUUCUGGUCCAGUUUCUUGUUUUUUUUUUUUUUUUUAGGAAAUUCAGUCUCACCCCUUACAGCCCUGGUCUAUUCAAUCUAAUCUCAGAAAUUACCUAUGGCCUCAAACCUGCCACCACUGACUGUAGCCCGCAGCCUCUUGGUUCACCAAGAAGAAUUUGAAUGUUUGUUGGGGUUUUUUUUUUUUUUUUUGUCUUUCUAAACCCCCUCACCUCUGGACCUCGAACAUUUGUUUCUAAAGAUGUCCUUUUGCCUCUCACUCGCUCCUGCCGCCAUCACUAAAACCAUUUCCUCAUGCCGACGGGUCGCCAUGCUCGAUCCGCUCCACAGCCUGGUGUUCGUCCGCUCGUCUGCUCUGCUCCUCGGGCGCUGUGAAUGUCGGUCAUGGUCUAGAGACGAAGGAGAGACACAAUGGGGGGGGGCUUUGACGUGAAAGAACCUUACUUUUCUUCUGGACUCCUGGAUGAAAAAACAGAAAUGGAUAUGGAUCUGGCACAUUUACUUGACCAAAAGAAGAAAAAGAAGAAGAAAAAAAAUAAAUAAGCGGAGCCGCUUGAGGAUCCUUCUUCGUGCGUUUUUUUUAUGCAGAUUCGUAUCGCGCCGAUCACGCGUUCAGAGCUCACACCAGGCGUCGCAUUCAGUACGAGCUGACACAUGUUUACACAGGAUGUAUCCGAGGGAAAACUAGUGCCUUUUAGUUUUUAACGCUUGUCAUAGCCAUCAUUUACAGAUCCGUAUUUUUUAAAAAAAAUGUUCAUCAUAUUUUUGCCUGGUUUUUAGUUGGCCCAUGCUGGCUCCUUCUUUUUUCUCUCUUUGAAGAUGACUUUUUUUUUUUUUGGUAUUUGUAAAGCGGGACAUCCUCCCUCUCUGUUCGGAACGUGCGUCUGUGCACGAAACAAAAGUCAGUCCAGCAGCUUGAAACGCUAUUACUCUCAUGUCCAGGUCUUAAAAAAGUUUAAAGAACUAGUAUGUUAAAGUUAAAUAUACAAUUUGUUUUUCACCUUGUGUCGAAAGAUGAAGUAUUGUCUCAGUAAAUACUUUACCUCACUAUCGUGUAGAAUUUCGGUGCAAAUCAAAAUAGUUUUGACCUGAGCUGAGAAAGGCUACAAAUUGCUGUCAAAUGGUGAAUGUUUGGAAAUAGUUGCUAUUUUGUUUUCCCUUUGUAGGUAAAUUUAUACCAAUUUGGAUCAAACUGGGACUGCAAAACAACAUGAAAAUAUCCAUUUUCAGUGGGUGCUCAAUAUUAUCCAUAAUCCUUCAUAACAACCUGGCUUGAAAAGUGUGUCCUGUCGUUUCACUGCCAGCAGGUUUCACGCUCAGCUUGUUGCCUUUUUUAAAUAGUUUCACAUAACUUGAAAAAUUAUUUAGGGUUAGUGAUAAUAUCUAUUUUUUUUUUUUUAAUCAACCGAGCAAGCUAUUCCUGGCCCAGUUUCCUUCGUAGUCUUACUUGUCGAUUUUGAUUUGGAGCGAUUAAUAUUUUUACUCUAAAGACAAUAACAUAAAGAGCUGCACUGUACGGCAGGUUGCUUGAUACAUGAAGUAGUUUUGUAUCCUAUAAAACGUAUAAGUAAUUACAAGAUUAACCCUAUUUUUGCUUCAAGGCAAAUUUAAUCAUUUUAUUUUUUUAAUUUUAUUUUUUUUAUCAAACUCAAAGCAACGCAUGCAGUUUUUUGUUUUUUUAUGUAUAAAUAAUAAAAUCUGAAUUGGGCUACUUUACUCAGCCCAGACAACUGGAAAUGUUCCAUAAAUCUUUGAUAUUGGAUCUCUAUUUACCUGAACUAUGUAACAUAUUGAAAAGGAAACAGUUUUUUCUAGUACAGUUUGAUAAAAUUGUAAAAAAAACAAAGCUAUUUGGGCCUGUUUUUUUUUUUUUUUUUUUUUUUUUUUUUUUUUCUUUCUCCCAGCUCAGAUUCAGGAAACGUCCUGCAUAAAAAAGUGGAAGAAAUCAUAAAAAACAAAUAGCUUUUCUGCAUCCCCUUAAAUAAUCACAAAUGUGAUUUAAAUAUACAGUUUAGAAAUAAAAUCUGCCCUUUAAUUUGUUCCAGAAUCUGCGCGCGCACCACGACAGGGAGUAUUAUUAAGCCCACCCAUUGCAAGACGCUACAGUUCAGUCCAGAUAAUUUGCUCGUUCUUUCUCAGGCGAUUGUUUCUUUACAUCAGUUAUUUUUGUCCUACUAGUGCCAAAUAUCAUGAGAGGGUUUUAUCUGUUUUUUUUUUGUUUUGUUUUGUUUUUUUUCAAAUAUCCUGCAGAUGUGAAGGGUCAUGUGUACAGUGGUGGUUUGUAAACUUUGCUUCAGGGUGCUCAGUCUUCAGUGUCACACAUAACACCAGCUUACUAUGAUCGGUUGUUUAAAUAAUGAUAUAUAUAUAUAGAAAUAUUUUAUUAUAAUUUUUUUUUUUUUUUAGAUUCAGGUGUUGCUCCUGUCUUUCAUGUGUAUAAAGCAUUCACACCAGCUUACAUAUAGUGGCCAAAUCUACAAUUCAGGUCUCAACACAACAGCAUUCACCUCCCUGCUCUACUCUCCUCGGUUUUUCUACCCAAGAUGUCGGCUUUCGGGGUUUCUACACUGUCUGGAAACGUAUCAAAGAAGUAUAUUAGGAAAAAUCUUUUUUCUCAUUUUCUGACCUUUAUCUUUUUCCCCAUGAACUACAUGUUGCCAUUCCUUCUGCUCUUUAACCUUGUGUCCUAUCUCCUUUCCUUGUGUUCUACCUUUCCUUUGUUGUUUUUCCAUCCUUCCUUGUAUCCUACCUCCUUUCCUUAUAUGUGCCUUUAAUGCCUUCCUUCUCUCCUUUCUUGCGUCCUACAUCCUUUCCUUCUAUGCGUUUCUGGUUUUCCCAGCUCACCAAUAGUUAAAAUAUCAGCCAAAAUCCAUAGAGAACUUUAAUGUUUUAUGAUUUUAAAUCAAAGUAAAAGACCGGGAACUCUGAAAAGUCGAGUCAGGAAAGGUGUCGAAUUUCUACGUGAACCUUGUGUAGGAACUUAAAAUCUGGAUUUUCAGCUCUUUACUUAACUGCAUAAAAAAAACAAACUAGCAGCUUUCUUCAAUUAAGAGCCAUAUUUUCUUUUUCUUUGAAGCUAGCCAAUCCCACUGGCUGAUUGUUGUGGUGCACAGGCGUUUCAGCUGUGGCUGUCUUGCUUUCAUCCCUGCGUGUUGAUCAAUCUUAAGGGGCUCUUAACCGAAUCCUCUCUUUUCGGGUGGCUUUGCGUACAGUAUUACAUUCGUUUUUCAGGCAACGGCGCUUCUGGUGGCCAGCUUUAACGUGCAGAUGUAAACUCCAAGCUAUUACUUAUUAAGCCCCCGCCUACCCACCACCGCCUACAGAUGUAUAUAAUUAACGCCGACAUAUCCAGUGCAAUGCAAACAAUUGUCUAUUAUAAAAAAUAAAUAAAUAUUUUUACAUGUCUGUCGGUCCGCACGACUUUCUUGUACCUUUCAGUUCGACUAAAGGCCUUGCAUAAGGGAGACAGAGAGCCAUAGAGAUACGAUUUUUAAAUCAGGAAAUACACAAAUAUCAGUGCUUUUGGAGAGUGAUCUAUUGUAAAAUAAAAAUAAAAAAAAAUAUUUUGUGAAUUUUUUAAAAUAAAAUGCAUCAUCCUGAUCCUCUUUGAUAUAACUAAUUUUACGCGAUCAUUUUUGUACAUUAAAUGAGUGGAGAAGGUGAUCUUGUGUUUUCCUGCUUGUCGGUUUGUGUUUGACAAAGGUAGACGUGAUGAAUACAUUAGGAAGUGUUGAACAUGUCUGUCUUGUGAAGUAAAUGUUCAUUCUACAAGUCUGUGGACAAGUCUAAGCGAACGCUCACUGUUUUUUUUUUUUUGUUUGUUUGUUAAAUAAAAGUAAAUGAGGAAGAUGAGAGGCAGAUGGCUGUUGGAACAACCAACUAGAGAAGAUUUAUAUUUAAAUUCUUAUUUUGCGCUAAACAACAGUGACCAAAGCGGAGGGGAAAAUGAAAACAAACUAAAGUAAUCGAGCAGUUACAAUUUGUGUAGCACCUACCAGCUUACUUCUUAGCACUUCUGUUUUGUUUUUUUCCAUGUCUUUUUUUUUUGUUGUAAUAGGUCUUGGCUUUGGAUCUCAUGUAUAUUUCUGUAAGGAUUUUCUGGUCAUUUUAAAAUAAUAAAAAAAACAAAAAAAAAAAAAAAAAAAAAAAAAAAACAAGGAAUAGCUAAAUCUCCACGUGAAAGUAAAUUUUCCAGAGCCUGACAAAAUUGCACUACCCUCACAUUGGUUGUCACAGUCUAUUUCGUAUAAAAUACAUGCAAUUAUCUUUAAACAUUAAGGGCAGAUCAUGUUUCACUGGUAUACAGAGCUAUGGCUUUCACUGAAGUCUGUUUUUGUUCAUAUUUCAGAUAUGUAGAUGUAAUCAAAUGUAAAAAAAAAAAAAAAAUACAUAGAUAUAAAAAAGUUUAAAAAUGGUUUAUAUUUACACUUCUUCUGUUUUCAGUGUCAAUAUUUCCCCCUAUUUGAUUAAAUGUUGAAUUAGGUUUUUUGUGUUUUCAUUUUUUUUUUUUCGUUUUUUUUUUUUUUUAACAUUGGAUUUGGCAUUGUGUCAGAUGAUGUUUCUGUCAUCUCUGGUUCAAAGCGGAAAUGUGGAAGAACUGAUUUUUCUUUAGUUCAAACAUCUUACACAAUAAAGUUUCCUGUUUUUCAACACUGA